CUUAAAAUUUACUAGUUCAAAAAAUUGUUUUGUUGUUUUCUAUUUAGAUAAAACAAAAAUUAGUGUCAACAAUAGUCACAAUGUUCCGUAAGGUUAUAUCACAUGGGCGCAUUCAAACAAAUCUAUUAAAAAAUGUAUACUUUUCUUCACAAACAAAUUUACCAAAUACUCUUGAAAAAACUCUUAAUCAAGUAACAUUACUCGGAAGAGUUGGUGGAAAUCCUCAAGAGCGUGGAACUGCACAACACCCCGUAGUGAUUUUCUCAUUGGCAACCCAUCUCAAUUAUAAAUAUGAAAACGGUGAAUAUAUGCAAAAGACUGAUUGGCACAGAGUAUGUGUUUUUAAACCUUUCCUCAGAGAAAAUGUUAGUACUCAUUUGAAGAAAGGUCAACGCGUCUUAGUAAAUGGAAGAUUAAGUUACGGCGAAUUCAAAGACGAAGAAGGAAAUAUGAGACCAACUACAGCUAUUAUAGCAGAUGAUGUUAUAUUUUUCCAAUAAUAUUAAGUAAAAUAUAUUUUAAAAUUUUUAAAUAUUCGUAUAUCUUGUAUUUUU
Messenger RNA from Polistes dominula (European paper wasp), 554 nucleotides. It is a transcript of the gene mtSSB, whose product is annotated as mitochondrial single stranded DNA-binding protein. The record is from RefSeq and is a predicted model, not a curated record. Lineage: Eukaryota; Metazoa; Arthropoda; Insecta; Hymenoptera; Vespidae. Gene Ontology annotation, biological process: mitochondrial DNA replication; positive regulation of helicase activity. Gene Ontology annotation, cellular component: mitochondrial nucleoid. Gene Ontology annotation, molecular function: single-stranded DNA binding.